AUGUCUGAAACUCUAAUCAUCCGCUUCAACGUGGGAGGGUCACAAAUGGCAACUCUGAAGACCACUUUCCCGGUCGAUUCCAUCUUCCACAAGUGGUUCGUCUCCAGAACAAAGCCAUCUCCAUUCACAGUCGACCGCGAAGGCGCUUACUUUGUCGACCGGGACCCAUUCUCGUGAGAACAAAGAAUCGUUGUGUUAACUGUUUUUAUCGUUUUGCAGGUUUGGCAUCGUUCUGAACUAUUUCCGUUUGCGUAAAGCAGGACAGCUUUGGGAGGCAUGUCUUCCGAAGGACCCGGAUAGAUUGGCAAUGCUCACGCAGGAAGCCGACUUCUUCCUGCUCCCCCAGCUCCGCGAUCAGGCUAUCUGCAUGCUCCAAUUGUGCAGUAACAAGAACGACUCAAACUAUAUCAACGAGGUGAGAAACACUUGAAGAUUAGUGGCUUUUCAUGACAAAAGUAUGAUUCAGAUGCUUGCAAAGAGCACAAGCUGUCCUCAAGGAUUCGAGCAGAAGGAAGACGAAGAAGAAGACUUCUGA
Molecule: messenger RNA, 535 nt
Organism: Caenorhabditis sp. 36 PRJEB53466
Lineage: Eukaryota; Metazoa; Nematoda; Chromadorea; Rhabditida; Rhabditidae
Source: the annotation of a GenBank genome assembly